UGUCCGUAAAAAUGAUGUCACAGAAUUUUGUUUUCAUCAUGGGUACUUUGCUUAUGUGCGUCUACAUACAUAGGUCGGAAAGUGAAAAUGCCUGGGCAAUCGAGAAUCUCGUCUCGAGAUUCCAAGUCGUAUGCCGUUGUCGUAAGGUCGGAUUUCAGUUGUGCAAGAACGAGAAGGCAAUUGUGAGCCUUUCUCUCUCGACUCUCACGAGAAUCGAGAAAGAUAGCAUGUGUCAGUUUGCCUUCGUCGGCUCACCGGAACUGUACGAGCUCACGUACGCGUGAUCUGGCAUCAUUGGCGACGAGUUCUUUGGCUAGUAACCCUGAUCGACUGUCAUAAGAAGGUGUUGUGAUUUUUCGUUAAAACGCAAGUUCUAUACCAACAACAAAAUGAAUGCACCCCCAACCUUCGAAUCAUUUCUUCUGUACGAGGGAGAGAAAAAGAUAAUUAAAGAACAGGACACGAAGGUCCCCAAUGCCGCGAUCUUCACGGUUAACAAGGAAGAUCAUACUCUUGGAAAUAUGAUUCGUAACCAACUAUUAAAGGAUCCACAAGUUCUGUUUGCUGGAUAUAAAGUUCCACAUCCAUUGGAACAUAAAUUUGUGAUUAGAAUCCAAACAACAUCGGACUACACACCACACGAGGCCUUUAUGCAUGCAAUUACCGAUCUUAUAGCUGAACUCUCGUUAUUUGAAGAACGUUUCAAGGAGGCUAUCAAGGAGAAAAAGGAAGGCUUGGAUUAAAUCACAGUUACUUAAAUCGCCUGUAGCUUAUAAACAACUAUUGUAAAUAAAUUAUUAUCUAUAGAAUUUUUGUAUUACACGGGAGACCUGAUUUAUCUUAAAGCAAGAAUGACCAAUAUUUGUAUAUAUG
Molecule: messenger RNA, 873 nt
Organism: Colletes gigas
Lineage: Eukaryota; Metazoa; Arthropoda; Insecta; Hymenoptera; Colletidae
Gene: Rpb11
Product: DNA-directed RNA polymerase II subunit RPB11
Exons: 4
Coding region: 390-743 (117 amino acids)
Biological process (GO): transcription by RNA polymerase II
Cellular component (GO): RNA polymerase II, core complex
Molecular function (GO): protein dimerization activity; DNA binding
Source: RefSeq, a predicted model, not a curated record